Lathyrus oleraceus (garden pea) is the source of this 805-nucleotide messenger RNA. RefSeq lists its product as uncharacterized. The transcript has 4 exons. The record is from RefSeq and is a predicted model, not a curated record. Lineage: Eukaryota; Viridiplantae; Streptophyta; Magnoliopsida; Fabales; Fabaceae. The coding region runs from base 178 to 498 and encodes 106 amino acids.
GGUUUUGAAAACAUUUAGUGUAGGUUGAACCGUUAACUAAGCCCUCCCCAGAAUUGGUGAAAUCCUCUCCGUCGCCGUCUCCUCGGAAUCCCUCGUGUUCCCCCAUUUCACCGCCUCGCCAUCUUCAGCUCCCCCAAAUCCAUCCUCAAAUUGUUCUCGGUCUAGAUAGUUGCAGUUAUGUCAUCAGAGAAGGAAGCUUCAAGCUCCAAAGAGAAACGCAGACUAUCGUGCACUGCUCACUUUGAUGCCCUCUGGUUCUGCUACUCCCCGGUUCAUCAAAUGCAACAGUAUUACAGGCUUGGUGUUCUUGAUAACUGUUCUGGUAAAUGGAAAGCAAUGGUUGACUGCUUAAUGCUCAAGACCAAACCCAGUUCUCAAGUCGAGGAAAUCCUCGAAGCUCAAGAGAAAUCAAAGCCACACAUAUGGAGUUUCAGAACACGGUAUGAAGCUUCACAAUACUGGCGAAGACGAUAUGGUCAUUUAGACAGGCCUGAAUGAGGAAAAUCCUUGUGUGCAGAUGAAUGCGUUUUGCAUUCUGAUUUUAUUCGUGUUUUAGAGAAAGAGAUUUUAGUGACCAAAUAAAGUUUAUAUCAAAUUGAAGAUGCCAGAAAGCUAGAUUUUCAUUACUUUUUUGUGGAACUUUCACAUUGAAUUUUGCAUUGAGAAGACUUAGUGUGUGUUUGAAUUGGCGGUGGAUAUAGUUUUUUUUUUGAUAGAAUUGAUAUUUGAUUUAUGAUUGGAUAUAUUUAUGUAAAAGAGAGUUGAAUAAUAAAUUUCAGUGUAAAAAUCAUGUUUAAAUUCAGAA